AUGCCACUGGGAGAGCCUGAGACACAAGGCGAAGAGGUCAAGCUGAUCUUCGACCUCUUGGAUGUUGACCACAGCGGCAAGAUCGAUGCGGAAGAGAUGAAGAGGGUUUUGCUUUCGCUGAACUUUAGCCAAGAGAACGUCCACGCUCUCAUUGAUCAGUUCGAUAAGAACAAGGACGGCGAGCUUUCGAUCGUCGAGUUUUGGAGCUGGGUCAAUGGCCAUGAUGGCAGGCAAACCGACGGCUUCCGUCCGCAGUUGUUGAACAUGGCCGUUGCCGAGAACAAGCGCAAAAUCUCGGAAACUGAGGAACGCCUGGCCGCCUUCCGGAGCAGGAAGGAGGCUGAGGAGGCCAAAGCAGCCGAAGAGGCGAAAAGACAGGAGGAAAGAGAGCAAGGUUUGCGUUUCAGCCGAGAAGAUUUCGUUCGACAGAAGAUGGAGGCCGGAUUCUCGAAGGCUGUGGCAGAGGAGCUGUACAGCAAGUGCGACCAAGAUCGCGAUGGUGAGGUGAACUACCAGGACAUUGGAUGGCUCGUGUCAGACAACCUGGCCACCGUCGAGCAAGUGAAGCAGACCUACCAGAAGGGUGUGCAGAAGAAGGUGGAGGAUGUCAGCUGGAGCGAGGAUUGGAAGGCCGAUGUCUCCAAACUUCUGAAACGGCGCGGUUUCAAAGAAGAGGAGGAAGGCUUAAAAUACCACGCAAAAAACGCAGCUGGAGAGACCAUCGCUCUCAAAGAGAUUCUCAAGGACAAGACGGCCUCACUGGAUUCCAAGAACUUUCCCAUCACGCUCCACUUGCAGGCCUCCAACGUGACCGUGGUGGAUUGUGACGAGAAGGGCCUGGGUCAGCUGGUCGAUACCUUCCUGGCCUGGGACAAGAAUGGCGACGGAAGCGUUUCCUCAGAAGAGAUGUCGCAGGUUCUGAAGCAGGUCAACCCCAAGUUCACGGAGGUCACUCUGAAGAAGAUCUUCGCUGAAAUCGACGUCAAUGGUGAUGGAGUAAUUGAUCUGCAGGAAUUCGUGUCCUGGCUCUCUGGGGAGAACUUAAAAAAGAAGAAGAUGAAGAAGAAGGCCAAGGAGGAGCAAGAUUCCAAGAUCGCGCUGACGCUGCAUCGCAAACGUGCAGAGGAAGCGAAGGAGCUCAAGCUCCUCGACGGGUUUAUGCAGGCGAUGAGUUCUGGCGUGCAAGCUGCCAUCCAGCCGAAGAAGCUGGAGGUGUAUUGCGGCAAGCUGAACCCGGGAAGCAACGCCACCUGCUCUUCUUGCAGCGGCCGACAUGGCUGGGUUUGCCAUGCCUGUGGCUUCGUGUCGUUCUGGGAUACCUGCAUCAACGACUGCAGUGUUAGCUCCUAUGGAUGGACUUGCCUCAGUGGGAAGUGCCCCAAGAAGAAAUGUGGCUGCAAGAAGAAGCCCGACUUCUGGCAAAGAUCUGGUUUCACCUGCACCAUGGCGACGGUCGCCUUGGAUGUUGAGCACAUAAUUGCUAGCGCUAAAACAGCUGCUGGAUAG
Molecule: messenger RNA, 1506 nt
Organism: Symbiodinium natans
Lineage: Eukaryota; Dinophyceae; Suessiales; Symbiodiniaceae
Source: the annotation of a GenBank genome assembly